Messenger RNA from Prinia subflava (tawny-flanked prinia), 2622 nucleotides. RefSeq names its product RAS like family 12 (gene RASL12). The transcript has 5 exons. Lineage: Eukaryota; Metazoa; Chordata; Aves; Passeriformes; Cisticolidae. The record is from RefSeq and is a predicted model, not a curated record. Gene Ontology annotation, molecular function: GTPase activity; GTP binding. Bases 801 to 2102 code for a protein of 433 amino acids.
CCCUUUUCCUCUUGGGACCGAGUCUUUGCGGUGGGAAAAGAGUGUUUUUUCUCCCUCGAAAGCCUCUGCCGACAGCAGAAAGUGUCUGUGCUUAAUUGCAUCCGAAGGAGCCGGGCAGGUGGUGCGCAGGGUGGCAGGACAGGGUGCUGCUGCUGCCUGCCGGAGGUGUGAUGAGUGCCCCGGCCUCAGCCAGGACAGAGCAGAUUUGGGCUUGCUGGGGGCACGGCAGGGAGCUGAGGGCUCAAGGAGGUGCCGGGACAUGGCGAGGUGACCACCAAGCCGAGGCACGGCAGGUCUCGGGCCCGGGGUCCCUGCCCGAAGCCGGGGGAGCUCGGGGUUGCGGCGUGUGCUCUGCCGGGGGGACCGUCCUCGGGGUGGCCGGGGCAGCGUGUCCGGCCCCGCGGCGUGGCAAUUUUCCUUACAAGGAGUUUGGCUGGAGCCCGAGCAGCGGGAGCCGCACUCGCCUCCGCCUGCCUCAUUCAUCGCAGCCCCGGCCGUGCAGGGGCCGCUGCUGUCCCGGCCCCGAGCUCACGGAGAACCCCGCGUCCCCUCCGGCCGCGGGUUUUAAGGUGGGAGGCUGCGUUUCUCUUCUCUUUCGGGGGUGCGAUGAGUGGGCAGAGGGCUGGGGGGUCCUUCUCUUUGGGUGAGUGCUGGCCGCCACUGUGGGAUGCGGAUGCCAGCCAGCCUGGCUCUAGGAUGCGGAUGGAAGAGAGGGAAUCUCCCACCCUGGUGCUGCUGAGCCCUUCUCUCGCCCAGGCUGGGGUACCCACGAGCCAGGCAGUGAUGAGGUGAGAUCCGACAUGGCAGCGGGUGCUCCACGUCCCCCGCUCUCUCCCGCAGGACCGAGGAUGUCCUCGAUGUUUGGCAAACCCCGAGCCAGCAGCGAGCGGCCGCCCCUGAGUCCCCUCCCCGAGUGCAACGUGGCCAUCCUGGGGUGCAGAGGGGCCGGCAAGUCAGCUCUGACCGUGAAGUUUCUAACCAAGAGGUUCAUCAGUGAAUAUGAUCCCAACUUGGAGGACACCUACUCCUCAGAGGAGCUGGUGGACCAGCAGCCUGUGCUCUUGAAGGUGAUGGACACUGCUGACCAGGAUGGCCCCGGGAACUGCGAGCGCUACCUGUGCUGGGCCAGCGCCUUCCUUGUUGUCUACAGCAUCGACAACAGGAGGAGCUUUGAGGGCUGCCAGCGCUACCUGGAGGUGCUGGCCCUGCACGCGCGGGGCUGCCAGCGCCACUGCCCCGUGCUCCUGCUGGGAAACAAGCUGGACAUGGAGCAGUACAGGUAUCGGGCAUGCGGUGCCCUCAGCAGAAGGGAUGUCCCUCGCCAGCAGGUUCGGGUGCCUCUUCCACGAGGUGUCUGCCUGCCAGGACUUCGCUCGGGUGCAGCACGUCUUCCACGAGGCCGUGCGGGAGGUGCGGCGCCGGGCGGAGCAGAACCUGCCCGUGCGGCCGCUCUUCAUCUCCGAGGAGCGUCCCUGCCCGCCCGUGGCCACGCCGGUGGUCCUGCCCACCCACCACAGCUUGGCCACCUGCACCUUCAACACCCUCUCCACCGUCAACUGCAAGGAGAUCCCCUCGGUGGCCCAGGCCAAGCUGGUCACCGUCAAGUCCUCGCGGGCUCAGAGCAAAAGGAAAGCUCCCACGCUCACCUUGCUGAAAGGCUUCAAGAUAUUUUAGGACACAUCCCUGUGGGCUGCAGAGAGGGAGAAGAGAGACCCUCAUCCAUCCCCCCAGCUCUGCAGAGGCUGAGACCUUCCAUGAUGGACUCACAGGCAUUGCAGCAGCCGCUGGCAGAUGGUGGCCUCAAGUCUCCAUGCUGGGGCAAAGCUAGCAGUGGCAACUUGGCGAGCAGGCAGAGUGCCAAGGGUCUGCCACGGGCUGUGGCAUCGCUCUGCCUGCUCCUGCCAGUGCUGCUGUGGUGUUUGCACCCUGUCCUGCCACUGGCACUAGGGCCAGAUCAGUUUUCUGUGAGGAUGCAGCAGCUCCCAGCAGAGCCGGAGCUGUGGAUACCACUGGGAGGGCAAGGGCUGGCCCCAUGGCCACCAGCCAGCUUGGGCACCUGGCCCACAGCCACGGGAGCUCAGAAAGGAGGGAUUAAUCAUUAAUCCAGCACGGAGGCACCCAUCUCGUUCAUCCCACAGGUCCCCGACUAAGCAAUAAGUAGGAGGAAUUUUUAUUUUUUUUUUAAUCCAGAUAAAAAAGGUGCAGAUACUGUUUCAGCUGCUUAAAGGCCCCAGGUGGCCUGAAACUGAUACCCACACAUCAAGCUAAGUCACAUCAAAAUUGCUGCUUUUUAAAUCAACUUUUUACACUAUAGCAUCCCUUUCCAAAGGCUUUACAAGGAGAUGCUUUGCUGACAAGGACGUGGUCUGAAAAGCCUUUGUUUAAAAGACUGAUGUAUUUCCAAUAAUGUCCUAAAUUAUUUCAUGGCUUUUACGUGUGCCCAGUGAAGGACACAAAGGGAAUCCUGGAGCAGACCAGGCUCUACCUGUGCUGGAGCCAGGGCCAAGGGCUGGGUGUUUGGUUUCAGGUGCUCCAUCAGGUUAAAUAUUCUGCUUCUCCCUGGAGUUGCAGUUACUUUGCAGAGUAAAAUAUCGAUGUGUAUAUUUGUACAUAUAGCCAUAU